Molecule: messenger RNA, 921 nt
Organism: Suillus paluster
Lineage: Eukaryota; Fungi; Basidiomycota; Agaricomycetes; Boletales; Suillaceae
Exons: 1
Coding region: 1-921 (306 amino acids)
Source: RefSeq, a predicted model, not a curated record
AUGAACCGGGAGGAAGCAAUAGAACUGUUGGACUUCUGGUACAACCGACAGGAGAACAUCCGGGACGUCACAUUUGAGUUCUACGGCUGGUGGAGCAAGGCCGACAAGGAGGUAAAACCCCCUGUCGCCGAGGCAGAGGCAGAUACACCAGUGGAUGGACAGGCCGAAGAGAAUCCGGGAGGAAAAGCAAAGACAAGGGUAUCGGCGAGGCGAAAGUCUGUUUUCUGGGCGAUCGUUCCUUCUGACAGCUCUGAUGACGAUGAGGACGGCCGGCCGACAAAGACAGCCAAACCAGCCAGGCAGCAGGCAGCAAAGACAACCCAUUGGCCAAAAACUCGGGUUGAACCUGCAGACUCGGGGGACAAGUUUCAUCAACCAGAUUCGCCAGAUGAGUCCUCGGAUGAAGAAAGGCCAGCUACCAGGAAGGGCAAAGAACCUGUGAAACAGAAGGCAAAGAGACCUAGGAAGGAGGUUGCGGAGACACGCGGCGAGGAUGAAGCUCUGGAGGUAGAGAGUCGCCCAGUUAUGAAGACCCAUGCUCGCAAGCAGGGCACUGCUCCCAACAACAGGCUUGUUGCCCCCACAGCUCCACAGAAACCAUCUCCCACAACAGAUGAGCUAUCUGCCUCCCGAGGAGUGCCGACUCCUUUGGACCGACCCAGGAGGGUAGGGCCUGCAUUUCAGCCUGGCGGUGCAUUGCAGCACAAACCUAGUCGUGUACAGAAAGACGGUCCGGCAGUCAUCUUGCAAUGCUCUACCAAGAAACACAAGCUGGGCGGACCACAUGGGAAGAAACGUGCUGCCGAAGAUGAGUUGGAAGGAUCACCUGCCAAACGCACAUGCAGCAAGACCACAGAUGUUCUCCCAAAAAGAUCCAAGAAACCCAACUCCAGAUAUGCCACCAACUUCAUGUGGUCUUGA